AUGACCCUCGGACUCUCCAAGCCUGUCGCCGAGGCCGGCUCUGCAUGGCCGGCCAUCGUCAUCGGCGUAUUUGUUGCUUUUGGCGGCGUGCUGUUUGGCUAUGACACCGGCACCAUCAGCGGCAUCCUGGCCAUGGACUACUGGGAAAAUCUCUUCUCGACGGGCUACCGCAACUCCAAGGGCCGUCUCGAUGUCUCUCCUCCCCAGUCGUCUGCGAUCGUGUCCAUCUUGUCUGCCGGCACCUUCUUUGGAUCCCUCGCCUCUCCACUCCUCGCCGAUAAUAUCGGGCGCCGCUGGGGUCUCAUUGCCUCAUGCUGGGUCUUUAACCUGGGCGUCGCGCUUCAGACUGCCGCCACCGCGCUGCCAAUCUUUCUUGCUGGCCGCUUCUUUGCCGGAUUGGGUGUCGGCCUCCUCUCGGCUCUUGUUCCGCUGUACCAGUCUGAGACGGCCCCCAAAUGGAUCCGCGGAGCCAUUGUGGGAGCGUAUCAGUUGGCCAUCACCGUUGGCCUGCUCCUCGCAGCCGUUGUGAACAACGCGACGCACCUCCGUAAUGAUACGGGUUCCUACAGGAUCCCCAUCGCCGUGCAGUUUGCGUGGUCCACGAUUCUGAUUGUGGGGAUGUUACUGCUGCCGGAAAGCCCCAGGUUCCUGAUAAAGCGAGGAAAACUGGACAAAGCCGCGGCUGCUCUCGGUCGUUUGCGCCGGUUACCCCAAGACCACGAUGCCGUCCGCAAGGAGCUUGAGAGAAUUCGGGAGAACCAUGAGUACGAGAUGAGCCUGGGUCAAGUCGGCUACCUCGACUGCUUCCGCGGCGGCAUGCUCAAGCGCCAGCUGACUGGCAUGGGCCUCCAAGCGCUGCAGCAACUGACCGGGAUCAACUUCAUUUUCUACUACGGCACGCAGUACUUCCUCAACUCGGGCAUAUCCAGCGCCUUCACCAUCUCGCUCAUUACCUCGUGUAUCAACGUGCUGUCCACCAUCCCGGGUCUCUAUGCAACGGACGCCUGGGGUCGCCGACCACUGCUGCUCUUCGGCGCCGCCGGCAUGUGCGUGAGCCAACUGAUUGUUGCCGUCCUCGGAACAGCUACCACGGGGCAGGACAGCCAGGGCAACAUCCUCGUGUACGACCUCGCGGCGCAAAAGGCCUCCAUCGCCUUCGUCUGCGUCUACAUCUUCUUCUUCGCCUCCACGUGGGGCCCCCUGGCGUGGGUUGUGACGGGCGAGAUCUUCCCGCUCAAGCACCGUGCCCGUGGCCUGUCCAUCACCACGGCUACCAACUGGCUCCUCAACUGGGCGAUCGCCUACGCGACGCCCUACCUGGUCAACUACGGCGAGGGCUACGCCAACCUGCAGAGCAGGAUCUUCUUCGUCUGGGCCGGCUGCUGCUUGCUGUGCGUCGCGUUCGUGUACAGCCUCGUCUACGAGACCAAGGGCCUCUCGCUGGAGCAGGUCGACGAGCUGUACGCCGACAAGGCGUGCCCGGCGUGGCGCAGCGCGGCGUGGAAGCCCUCGGCCACGGGGGCGUUCGUUUCUUGA
Molecule: messenger RNA, 1536 nt
Organism: Thermothielavioides terrestris NRRL 8126
Lineage: Eukaryota; Fungi; Ascomycota; Sordariomycetes; Sordariales; Chaetomiaceae
Exons: 5
Coding region: 1-1536 (511 amino acids)
Biological process (GO): carbohydrate transport; transmembrane transport
Cellular component (GO): membrane
Molecular function (GO): carbohydrate:proton symporter activity
Source: RefSeq, a predicted model, not a curated record